ACACGAUGGAUUCCUGGACAGUCACCUCUGCUCUCCUUCUCGCUGGGUUUAUUUCUUCCGCAGCUUUAAGUCCUUUCGACACCGAGUGUUACACUGCCAACGGAGAGGACUACAGGGGCUUCCAGAACCAGACCAGCCUGCAUGGUGGCAAACCCUGUCUCUUCUGGAAUGAGACCUUCCAGCACCCUUACAACACCCUCAAGUACCCCAACGGAGAGGGCGGUUUGGGGAGCCACAACUACUGCAGGAAUCCUGAUGGGGAUGUUCAGCCGUGGUGCUACAUUGCUGAUCAUGAGGACGGGAUCUACUGGAGAUACUGUGACAUCCCCUCAUGCCAGAUGCCUGGGAACUUGGGCUGCUUCAAAGACAGCGGCGACCCGCCCACCCUGUCGGGCACCAGCGAAACCUCCAACAAACUCACCAUCCAGAACUGUAUCAGCUUCUGUAGGAAGCAGAGAUACAAGCUUGCCGGUAUGGAGUCAGGAUAUGCCUGUUUCUGUGGCAACGAGGUGGACCAGCGUGACCAUGGCGAGUCGCCUAGCAUGGAGUGUAACCACGUUUGCUUCGGCGACCACACCCAGCCCUGCGGUGGGGACGGCUGGGUCAUCAUCUUCGACACCCGUGUGGGGGCCUGCGGUGGGAACUACAGCUCCCCAUCCGGAGUGAUCUACUCCCCCGACUUCCCCGACAAGUACGGGGCUGGCCGUGUCUGCUACUGGACCAUCCAGGUCCCCGGCUCCUCCGCCAUCCUCUUCAACUUCACCUUCUUUGACAUUUCCGAUCAGACCGACAUGGUGGAGCUACUGGACGGCUACACCAACCAGGUGGUGGCACGCUUUGACUGGCGCAGCCCACCACGGGAGCUGGUGAACAUCACAGGCGACUUUGUCAUACUCUACUUCUACUCAGACCGUACCAACCAGGCCCAGGGAUUUGCUCUGCUUUACCAAGCGCUGAGAAGCCAAGACACCAGAACAAUGGAGGCCGAAGGAGAUGACGAGGAAGAAGGAGAGGACGUCUCCAGCACGACGGGGCCCCAGCUGGUCGGCGGCGUCACCGAGAGAUCCAACAGCACCUCCAACGGACGUUCCUCCCAGAUCCUUUACGUGAUCACGUCCAGCCCCGGUAAACCGGAGCACAACAUGCCAGUGUGGACCAUCUACGCUCUGGCUGCUCUCCUCAUACUGACUGUCAUAGCCAUGGUGGCAAAGCUGCUGCUGCAUAUCACAGUCAAGUCCCCCAACAUCCCGACAGUCAGCGGCUCGGACAGCUGCAGCCAGAGCACGGCGUCCUCUGAGCCCUGGAUCAUCCUGUACCGGCCCACCACCAUCUCCCUCUUCAAGAAGAAGCUAAAGAAUCACCACGGCGACCUCAGCCCCCUGGUGGGCAACUAGCGCCGCUGGUGCGCUCCAAACUCUAAACCAAAUGCUACCGCCACCCACAACUAUUCCGUACAAGGGCAAUCGGAUGCCAGGCCCUCAGACAAUGAAACUCUAUGAGGCGCUACGCUAACAAGCCAACAACUGAGUAGCUAAUGACAACUGACUGAGUGACUGCUACUAAAUGGCCCAUGGGCCCGAGUGGCUGGGCCCUCCCAUCCUGCUCAGCACCAAACAGGAUGGGGACAGGCAGGGCUGUCAGCGACCACAGCGUCGGAGAGGAGGGCAGAGGACUGGACGGAGGAAAAUCUUGCCGCUCCGACAAAGACACAAGGACGCUCUUAACAUGCGGGACGUUUCCUCCUGUUCAGCGAGGCUCCGCUUCAGUCACCCACAGAUGUCCCUAACAGUCAGCACACCUCCAAACACCCCUCCAGACUGCAGGAUCGCCAGUGGAAACACAACACGGCCCGGUGCCGAUAAAAAAAAACAAAAAAAAAAAACGGCGAACUUCCAUGUCUGUGUUCGCUUUAGGAAACAGGGAGGGUUUUUCCCCUUCCUGCUGCUUCAGAGUCAGCAAUCGAAUCUUCAUCAGUGUCAAGGAGAGGUUGAAGACAUGGAGUCUUUGAUACACAUACACACACACAUGCUGUAACACUUAACAGCUUAACAGUUUUAUAUAACUCUUCUAACUGCCUCAUAUGCACACUUGCAGCCAAAAACCAGAAUCCUCCCAAACAAAGAGUUGUGUAUUUAUUUUUCUUUUUGAU
Messenger RNA from Xiphias gladius (swordfish), 2149 nucleotides. It is a transcript of the gene kremen1, whose product is annotated as kringle containing transmembrane protein 1. Bases 6 to 1394 code for a protein of 462 amino acids. NCBI's taxonomy places the organism in Eukaryota, Metazoa, Chordata, Actinopteri, Istiophoriformes, Xiphiidae. Gene Ontology annotation, biological process: multicellular organism development. Gene Ontology annotation, cellular component: plasma membrane. The record is from RefSeq and is a predicted model, not a curated record. The transcript is spliced from 9 exons.